Molecule: messenger RNA, 1370 nt
Organism: Sipha flava (yellow sugarcane aphid)
Lineage: Eukaryota; Metazoa; Arthropoda; Insecta; Hemiptera; Aphididae
Product: 52 kDa repressor of the inhibitor of the protein kinase-like
Exons: 2
Coding region: 820-1293 (157 amino acids)
Molecular function (GO): protein dimerization activity
Source: RefSeq, a predicted model, not a curated record
UAUAUCAUUUUGCCGUCUGCAAGACUGUGACAAAUACGUCGAAUCGUUUUAUAAAUGCAUCAUAAUGAGUAAACGAGAAAACAAAAAUGUAUUGUCAAAUUAUUUUCCUAAUCUUCCAAAGACAAAUAAUGUUCCUAUUCAUCUACCACAAAUAGACACGCCUGAGCCAUCAUGUAGUCAUUCACCCACAUAUUUGCAAACAAACGAAAAUAAUAGGUAUAUUAAAAUCGGACACGGAGCAAAUAGUUGAAGAAAACGAUAUUGGCUACUGUUUCGGUAAAAAUGUAUGUGAUGAAAUAAAAUUUAAAUUAUUAACUGAUCAUUGGUCACCAGAUGAAAAUUACAAAUUUCCAAUAACUAAAAAUCUAAAAAAAAAUUUAAAGUUUCAAUUAGGAUGGAUUAAGCGUUUUCCUUGGGUUGUUUAUUCGAGAAUUGGUCAACAAGGUGCAGUUUGUAAAUAUUGUGCUAUAUUUGGUCGCGAAUUUGGUGGCAAAGGCAGUCACUAGAAACUUAAUACAUUAGUUGUAAAACCUUUUAAUAACUGGAAAAAAGCGAUUGAGAAAUUUAAUGAACAUAGUGAAACUGAAUUUCACAAAUCUAAUGUAAUGCGCGCAGAUAAUUUUGUAGCUGUUUAUUCCAAAAACUGUCAAAAUAUUAUUCAAAAAAUAGAUUCAGCGCGUGCUAUUCAAAUUGAUCAAAAUAGAAAGAGGUUAAUUCCUAUUAUUCAAACAAUUAUUAUUUGUGGGCGGCAAGAAAUAGCUUUACGCGGUACUAGUGAUUACUGACCUCUCUCUUUAGACAAUUCUGAACCUACUUACAAUGAUGGUAACUUCCGAACAUAGAAUAAAUGUGGGUACCAAAAUUCCUGAAGAAUAUUUUCGUAUUGCAAUUGCAAUUCCAUUCUAUGAAGAUUUUAUUAGUCAACUUAAAGAACGGUUUUCCAAACACAAAACGAUUUUAUCGUCUUUGUAUUUAUUAAUACCAAAAAUGUGUUUGAAAUCACCAAUUUUAGAAUCAGAUUUUAGUAUAUAUUUAGAUUUUAUAAAUGUUGACACAUUACCUUCAGAACUAAAAUUGUGGAAAAGAAAAUGGAUUGCUUUCAAAGAUGUAGAUCGUCCACAUACAGCUGUAGAAGCACUAAAUUAUUGUAAUCCUGAACUUUUUCCAAAUAUUCAUUUUUUAUUAAAAGUACUAGCUACACUACCGGUUUCUACAGCAACUCCCGAACGAACUUUUUCGACAUUAAAACGCGUCAAGACAUUUUUACGGAACUCUACGGGACAAGAACACUAACUGGACUAGUUCUAUUAAGUGUCCAUAGAGAUGUUACAGUUAAUCCCGAUGAAAAGUUAAACCAGUUUGCUCUUCAA